This is a messenger RNA of Anolis carolinensis (green anole), 3771 nucleotides long. Its product is annotated as pulmonary surfactant-associated protein D. The transcript is spliced from 7 exons. The coding region runs from base 2011 to 3087 and encodes 358 amino acids. Gene Ontology annotation, biological process: extracellular matrix organization. The record is from RefSeq and is a predicted model, not a curated record. Gene Ontology annotation, molecular function: extracellular matrix structural constituent conferring tensile strength. NCBI's taxonomy places the organism in Eukaryota, Metazoa, Chordata, Lepidosauria, Squamata, Anolidae.
UAGAUUUGCUUUUGUGUCCUGCUCAUGAUCUCUGUUUAGGUACUGCAAGUAAUUCAAAUUGUGUAUUUGAUAUGUGGUUUGACUUAGGGCUCUCAUUCGUUUCUUAUUCAACAUAAAGCUUAUCAUGCGUUCAAUAUGCAUUUAGGAGUGUGUUCCAUAUAAAUCACUUCUGUCUCUUGAUAUUACUUCAAACCCUAUCCUUUUGUAAUAACUCACACUGUCAAAGGUAUUCAGUGAUUAAUAACAUUUCUUACUACAAUUUUCUUCGUAAUUUUCUUCAAGAUAUUACUACCUUCGUUUGGUCCCAGUAGAAACAUAAGCCUCAUUUAAGGAGCACUUGAAUCAUAGAUCUCUUUAUCAGAAAGACUUGCCCAGGCAUUGAGCUGUUUAUGUAGUUUACUCAAGCCAAAACAGGCAGUUUAGGAAGAUUGUUCCAACCAUGACACUUACUCUAGCCUACCUGAAAUGUUAUGUAUAUUUCACCUGAUACUUCUCAUUCUCUUCAAAACCAACUUUAUCUUCAUCUCUUCUUUCUGCAAACAGUAGGAAAUUCCUUCCAUCCUGCUUUACACUUCUUAUUGGCUGUACAAGAUUAAUAGCUCUAGAGGGUCGAAAAUCCAUUGUUCAAUUUCUUAUAAGUUAUGUGAUUGAGAAACUAGAGCCUGCAUUAUGUAACUUGGAACCUAUAAAAGGAGGAUAAAACUCUUAGUAAAUGAUUUGUGUUAAGGUCUUUGUAGAGCACCAGAAAUUGCAAAGAAAGUGAGUGGAUUUUUGUCUUUUAAUGAUGGGUAUCUGACAGAAUACCUAUGAUAUGAAGGCUGCUACCAAUUCCAUGUAAGAACUGGUCAACUUGCAUUAUGCUCAACAAAUUUGAUAAAUUGCAAACAGGCUAGAUCUCCCUACUUAAUUCAGCCUUCACUAAUAAGCUAUCUUUAGAUAUUAAGAGCUUUCUUUAUCUGAUGUUCACAUCUUUCUGUGCUUAUCUUAUAAAUACCUCCAUCUUUAACAGCUAAGGUUUUUUUUUCAACACCCGUAUAAUUUAUUAGUCUCUUGAUCUCUUUGUUUAACACUUUCGUUAAAAUGUAUUUGGAAAACUAUCCCCUUGAAGGCAUUGUUGAAGAGUCUUUUUUGAUAAAAAGAAAAAGAAGGGGAAAUUUUGGCAUGUCCAGUUUGGUAUACAAGUAGGAGGAGAUCUGUAUUGUGGAAGUAUGGCAUUUUCUAUGGAAGUAUGGCAUUGAAUUGUUGCCUAUAUAUGUACGCCACUCUGAGUCCCCUACAGGGUGAGAAGAAUGAGGUAUAAAUGUAGUAAAUAAAUAAAAUGAUGGAUUAAGGUUCUUGUACAAGGUUUUGUGGAUAAAUGGUUUAAGUAAUUUGCAUUGUAUUGUUUUAAAUUUAUUUAUUGUAUAUUGCUAAUCUGUUUAACUGUUUUAAUUGCCCAUGUUUUAAUCCUUUGUAUUGUAUAUUGGCAUCGAAUUCUGCCGGAUUGUGAGCUGCCUUGAGUCCCUUCGGGUGAGAAGGGCGGGAUAGAAAUAAUGGAAAUAAAUAAAUAAAUAAAAUAAGUAGAGCUGCAGUUCUUUCCCCCAGUCAUACCAUCAUCUUCAUGUUUGCUUGACAUAGCAUUGGAUCAACAGAGUUUAGCCUCAGGACAGAAUUGCAAAAAGACAUUGCUUUCUGCUAGAGUGUACAAAAAAAAUCAGUACACUCUCUGGGACUUAUAGGUAGCACUGGGUAGCAUGUUUUUUGGUCUUCAUCUGUUUGAAUUCUCAAGACAGAAUACUCACUAGUUGGGGAUUCUGGAAAUUAUAUCUCAAAAAAGCAAUAUUUCCAAUAACUCUUUUAAAGUAGAACUAGAAGACAUGGCCUCACCGAAAUCCUAGAAAGUCAGUGCAAGUCAAAAGCUAACUUUCAUUUCACUGCAAUGCAAGGCAAAUCUGUUUGCAUAAGCUAAGAACGUCUUAACAUUUUCAUUUCUCUUCUUUCAAUUCUUUCCACAGAGCAAACCACAAAACAAUGUUCCAGCUUUUAACAUUUUGUGCUUUAGUUUUGUGUGCAUCACCAGCAACAACCCCAGCACAGCAAGUUAUACAAACCUGGCACCGUAAUGCCUGUUCACUGGUUGUUUGUGCACCAGCUGAGAGAGGUUUGCCAGGGAGAGAUGGGAGAGAUGGACUCCAAGGACCAAAGGGAGAAAGGGGAGAACCAGGCUUACAAGGACCAAGAGGAAUACCUGGUCCUCCAGGAAUAAUGGGUCCAGCUGGACCAGCAGGACAAAAUGGGUCCCAAGGGGAGACAGGACCAAAAGGAGAUGUUGGAGAAAUGGGACUACAUGGAAUUCGGGGUCUGCAGGGGCCCCCAGGAGAGAUAGGACCUACUGGAGCAAAAGGUGACACUGGACCACAAGGUGAAAGAGGUGCAAUAGGACAAACAGGUCCCAAAGGUAAUCCAGGGACCCCUGGCCCCAAAGGCAAUCAAGGGUCAGUCGGUGAAAAGGGAGCAAAAGGAGAUGUAGGAGCCAGAGGUGUAGCAGGACCACAAGGACCUGUGGGGAACAUAGGCCCUCCUGGAUCAAAAGGAGAUAAAGGCUCCACAGGGGAAAGGGGGACAAAGGGUGACAGUGGUCUCUCAGAGGUCAACCUGAUGAAAAACCAAGUCACUGCCCUUGAGGGACAGCUAAAAGCUUUACAAGCCAGUUUUACCAAGUAUCAAAAAGUUGCAACAUUCCCAGGUGGCAGAAUUGUUGGUAACAAAGUGUUUAUAACCAGUGGCUAUGAAGGCAACUUUGAUGAUCUGAAGCAGCGGUGUCAGCAAGCAGGUGGCCAGCUGGCUUCCCCCAGGAAUUCUGCUGAGAACACAGCAAUUAAAGAUAUUGUUGUUCUCUAUCAGAAAUCAGCAUUUCUUGGAAUAACUGAUAUCCAGACAGAGGGGACAUUUAGAUACUUGAACGGUGAGACCAUUGUUUAUUCCAACUGGCAGGCAGGAGAACCCAAUAACGAUCACAAUCAGGAGGACUGUGUUGAAGUCUAUUCGAGUGGCAAAUGGAAUGACAAAUCCUGUGGGGAAAAGCAGCUAAUAAUCUGUGAAUUUUAGGUCACCCAUCAUAAUAUAUCCAACCUAAAUAGGCCCCAAAAUUUUAAUACUGCAUCACCUUUUUAUCAUUAGGAAUUAAGAUAAAAUAAUUACCAAUUAAUUCAUCUUCGCAAAAUUUCAGUGAAGUGGGAUAUUGGUACAUCUACGUGAUUAAUGUAGCCACUGAUGACUUCUAUAGCAGAAAUACCUAUCCAUGCAAAAAUCUUAAAAACUGAUGAAAUUCCAAAAAUGGGAAUUUGGGUAAUUGAAACAUUUGAGAUGGUAGAAAUGCAUAAGCUAACCAUGUUUCUGAGAAGAAAAAUAAUCAAAGACAUUAUAGCAAAUUGGGAACUUUACAUCUUUUUUCUAUAGGAUUUUAAAAAAUAUUUUCUUUAAAAAAUUACAUUUAAAUAAAAUAUUAAAAAUUUUCUAUAAAAGUUAGAGGGUUAAUAAAACAAUACAUAACAGUAGGGAUUAAGAUUAAUCAUAUGCUUAACCUUUUAGUGAGAGAGUGGGAAGUUACUUUCUUUAAAGAAAUUAUGUUAGGAUAAGUAUAUAUUUAGUUAAUUAAAUGUAUACUUGUAUACAUUUUGUAAAAUUUCCAUAUAUUUUGUAAAGUGUGUUUUUGUGUGAUAUGUUUGUCAUUUAUUCAAAAUAAAAUAACAGUUAUACAAUCCAAUAUUAUUAUAAUAUGUUCCUAUAUUC